CCCGCCUUGCCUCGAGGCCGCGCCCCGAGUCCGGGCCCCGCCCUUCCUGCUUGAGUGAGGGGCGGAGACCGGUGGCUGGGCCUUGGCUGCUGCUGCUGCUGCUGCUCUUCCUCCUCCUGUUAACGAUUCGCGGGUCUCCGGGGCUUCUUUUUUUUCCUCGUGGGCAGACCGGAGAGGAGCUAAGAUGGCGGAUCUGGAGGACCAGCUCUCCGAUGAGGAGAAGGUGCGCAUAGCAGCAAAAUUCAUCAUCCAUGCUCCACCAGGAGAAUUCAAUGAGGUCUUUAACGAUGUUCGAUUGCUACUUAAUAAUGAUAAUCUUCUCAGGGAAGGAGCAGCGCAUGCAUUUGCACAGUAUAACUUGGACCAGUUUACUCCAGUUAAAAUAGAAGGCUAUGACGAACAGGUUUUAAUAACAGAGCAUGGUGAUUUGGGCAAUGGAAAAUUUUUGGAUCCAAAAAACAAGAUUGCUUUUAAAUUUGAUCAUUUACGAAAGGAGGCUACAGAUCCAAAGCCUCACGAUGUUGAAAAUGCAAUUGAGUCAUGGCGAAACUCCAUAGAAACAGCAAUGAGAGCAUAUGUGAAGGAACACUAUCCAAAUGGUGUCUGCACAGUAUAUGGAAAAACUAUUGAUGGACAUCAAACAAUUAUUGUAUGCAUUGAAAGUCAUCAGUUUCAAGCAAAAAACUUUUGGAAUGGUCGUUGGCGAUCAGAAUGGAAAUUUACAAUAACACCUUCAACCACCCAGGUAGCUGGUAUCUUAAAAAUUCAGGUUCAUUAUUAUGAAGAUGGAAAUGUUCAGCUAGUGAGUCAUAAAGACAUACAGGAUUCUCUAACAGUGACUAAUGAAGCCCAAACAGCAAAGGAAUUUGUAAAGAUUGUAGAGGCUGCAGAAAAUGAAUACCAGACCGCUAUCAGUGAAAAUUAUCAAACAAUGUCGGACACUACUUUCAAGGCCUUGCGUCGACAACUGCCAGUUACUCGUACAAAGAUUGACUGGAACAAGAUACUGAGCUAUAAGAUUGGCAAGGAAAUGCAGAAUGCUUAAAAUGAAGGUGGCAAAUAUGAAUAAUUUUGUCCUUCUGUACAAAGUAAAGUUAUUGAAAAGGUAUUCAGAAUUGUGAAGUCACCAAAUCACCAUGGCCAUUUGCCACUGAAAAUAACUGUAAGUAGUUUGGUUAGAACAUAAGGCUUAGCUAACUUACUGUUUUUAUUUGUCCAUUUGUUUCUCCUGCAGAAAGUUAUUAAAAAAUCAGUGUAGCUGAAAUGUUGAGAACUUCUGAUAUAUUAGAUUUUUAUAAUGACAUGCCUAUAGUUUUCAGUUAAAUUAAACAAUUUGAAAAAAAAUAUUUUUGCAUAAGAUUAUCCCAUGUUGCUUGCUUUCAUGCAAAAGGACAGCUUGUCAAACACAAUUCCUUUGAAAAUAUUGUUUCUGGACAUCAUGGAUUUUAGCCAUGUGUAUUGCAGAAAUAUUCUGCCCCUCCACUGUUUGAAAGCUGGAGAAAAGCAUUUCUAUAUCCAAUCCUAUUCAGUUAUUUAAAUAGCUUGGUGUUAAUUUUUUUUUUUUUUAAGUCAAGGUCUAAUGCUGUUUUUAAGACGUUGAAAUUAAACUUUAGUGCUUAUUUUCAAAAUGCAUUUAAUGUUCUGUUUCUGACAGCAACUCACAUGAGUUUGGAUUCUAUCAGUCAUCAAGUUAUUUUUACCAUACAGCCAUAAUUGUAUUAUAGCAAGGCAUAUUGUAAUAUAUAUGUAAUCCUAUACUCAUUAUGUGUCUGUCAGUUUUUUUUCUUCAAUUGAAAUGUACUAAAAUUCAGUGUGAAUUAAACAUGCAAAUUUUCUAUUUAGUUAUGAUUCAUUAUCAUUUCAAAAAUAUAUAUUGUAACACAUUUAAGAAUGAAUCAACUUAUUAAACAUAAAAAGAAGCAGGAGCAGGAAAUAAAAAUAAUCAGUCAUAAACCUCCAAACCAGGUACAAUGAAGUUAGGUAUUGGUUAGACCCUUCUGCAGCCUGGACCCUCUUUCAUGAAAGAAGGAUGCAGCCAGCACACAAAAGGAAGUCCUUGCUGCAGCAGUGUGAAAAAAAGGCCCAGCCAGUACAGCAAUAGUGUGUAGUAUGGUGGGGGCAGUGGCAGCAGGCAGGGCCAGGCAGUGGGGGCAGCUGGCAGCGGGUAGGCGAGCAGUCAAAAGGACAGAGAUGGGGGGAGAUAGGUGUAUGGGGGUGUUGAAGUGGAGGCAGUCCCUUACCUUCUUCCAAGAAUGGCUUGGAUCCAGGUGGGUCCUCACCUAAAGUGUGAGAUUCACUCAGUGAUAGCAACUGGGAUUGCUGGAACUGCCGUUGCUAAGCAAAGCAGUUGUGAUGUUUCACUUAAUGACUGUGUUGCUUAGCAGUGGAGUUGGCAGUCCCAGUUAGAGUCAUUAAGUGAAGACUCUCUGUAAACUGCUUCAAGUUCUUAAUUGUUGCUGGAGGAGAAAAUUAAAGUUUCCAUUUCAUAUUUACAGCUAUAGGAGUAAAUUAGUGAAGUAAAGGAAAGGAUGAGGAAAUGUUAACAUAUCACAAUAUAAUGGUAAGAUAAUGCAAGUUAUUUGCUUCACUUACCAUUAUAAUAAUGGUUAUUUCUGUUUUGCUAUUUGAACUAUAAGAAGAUUAUCAGAAAAAUCAAAUGUUUCUCCAGAGGCUGCUACAUCUGCCACAUCUAUAUUUUUUCAGAAUACCAGUUCCUUUUUUACAGCUCAUCUUUAUAUUGCAUAUAAGUCUAUUUGGACCUCUUAAGAAGCAAAAGUAUGAUACUGCAGUAAUAACAUUAUUGCACCCUCUUCAUGCUCUAUUUUUCCAGGCACAUUCCUUUAUGAGAAGGUUACAAAAUACAGCUUUCUUUCCAUACCACAUUAGGUACAAGUGGAAAAAAUAGCAAGGAAUUAGAUUUAAAAUUAUGAUUCCUAUUAAGCUGUGCUUUCUAAAAAUCACAAUGUCCCUCAAAAGCUGAUAUAUUUUAUAGUUUUGCAGAUGUGGUAAAAUAAAAAGUUCAGAAUAAAAGUUUUUAAAAACUUGGUAAAGAGUGGCUCUUACAUUAGGCUCAAGAAGUCUACCUUUGUUAAUAAAAUAUUGAGCAUACAUGGAAGACUUAAUUAGAUCUUCUUACAUUCUUUGAUGAUACCAUAUCCACUCACACCAGUAUAUCUAGUAGAUACCAAAUUUCAAUUGGAAAACUACAGAUACUGUGAGAGAAAUCAUAGUCCUUCGGUGUGAAUGUCAGUUAUAUAAGCGGAGGAAGCUGGUACUUCCAUUAGGAAAAUCAUUAAUUUCUGCAUUAAAUAGCUCUGUGAAAUCUAUGAAGCAAGCUAAAAGCAGGAAGUUGUAUAUGGAAGAUUUUUAAGUGGUGCAUGGUAUUUUUUUUGUACAAUUCUAUUUUACAGAACAAUAUUUCACAAUUAUCAUUAGAACUGUAAUAAAUAAUGAAAUUUCCUAAUAGAAGAGAUAUAAAUUAUCCUAUUGUAUUAUCCUUAAAAAAUAUUUUGUUAACAUUUAAAAUAUUCAAGUUUCAAAAAGUAGAAUAUUGUUUGAUGUAUCUAUCCUAAGCAUAGAAAAAAAAUCCAAACAACUUGCACAGAACUUCUGUCCAAUAAAUUUAUAGUUUAUUUGCCAGGUGAGCAUAGAAUGUUUCUUGCUUUUUCUGUUGUCUGUCACAGGUGUUACUGAAAGAUUGACGGGGUGCUACAUCAUGGAUAUUAUGUCAUUCUCUUUCUUAUUCUUAAAAAGAUCCUGAAUGGGAUUUAAUGCUUCUGAAAACAUAUUAAUGUUUUAGCUACAUUAGUUACCAUAGCCACCGCAAUCCUGAUGAGGCUUCUUUAUUUGUAAUAAUUGAAUGAUAAAAUAAAGAUGGUAAUGCUUUUGCCAUAUA
Messenger RNA from Python bivittatus (Burmese python), 3895 nucleotides. The record is from RefSeq and is a predicted model, not a curated record. Lineage: Eukaryota; Metazoa; Chordata; Lepidosauria; Squamata; Pythonidae.